AUGGGUAGAUAUUCCGUGAAAAGAUACAAGACUAAACGUAGAACGAAAGAUCUGGAUUUAAUUUAUGAUGAUCUAUCUUCUCAGGAUAAGAUACAGAAAUUAUUAAACCAACCAUUAGAUGAAACUAAACCAGGUCUAGGACAACAUUAUUGUAUUCAUUGUGCAAAAUAUUGUGAAACUGCCAUGGCUUUAAAAACACAUUUGAAAACAAAAGUUCAUAAGAGAAGAGUUAAAGAAUUAAAAGGUGUACCAUAUACCCAAGAUGUAGCAAAUGCAGCUGCAGGUUUAAAUUUGAAUAAGUUUUUAAAUAGAGUAGAGCAAAUUAAGAAUAGUGUAGGACCUUCAAAGGAAAAUAAUGAAGUUUUAUUAAAGGACCAUUUAGAUGUCACAUUAAAAGAUAUUAAAUCUACUGAACCAACUUUACCUUGGGCUGAACAACAACAACAAAUUGAAAGCGGUACUGAAAAUAAUCAACAACAACAACAACAAGUUGAAAAUACUACAACUGGUACAUUUAUGGGAUAA
Messenger RNA from Maudiozyma saulgeensis, 525 nucleotides. The record is from the annotation of a GenBank genome assembly. Lineage: Eukaryota; Fungi; Ascomycota; Saccharomycetes; Saccharomycetales; Saccharomycetaceae.